Molecule: messenger RNA, 460 nt
Organism: Dentiscutata erythropus
Lineage: Eukaryota; Fungi; Glomeromycota; Glomeromycetes; Diversisporales; Gigasporaceae
Source: the annotation of a GenBank genome assembly
AUGUCUGCACCAAAGAAUUUCAACUUUAACGUUAAUACUUUGAAACUUACGCCCGAAAAAUUAGCUGAAUGGUGCAAACGACGUGCAUCAAAUACAUUGCCUUUAUCACAAGCUUUUCGUAAAGAAUCUUCCUCUUCUCAACUCUCUUCACCUGAUCAGAAUCAUCAUAAUAAUGAUUCACAACUAUCGUCAAAUGACUCUUCUUCACAGCAGUCAACUAAUUAUUGCACGCUUGACCCUCAUGAAAUGGAUGUAGGUGCAUUAUUCGCUAUAUUAACUAACAAUCUUGUUCAUUAUUUACAUACAUUUCAUGUUUUUGCACUCGUAUUACAGCACCGUUUGGAAACGAUUGAAGCAUCCAUAGAACAAAUUCAAGAAUCCCAACUUUAUACUAAUCAAGAUCUUGACUAUCUUGAAAAAUCUUUAGAAUAUUUCGAAGACGAAUUAGCCGUGGCACGUG